Lottia gigantea (owl limpet) is the source of this 1371-nucleotide messenger RNA. RefSeq lists its product as hypothetical. Bases 1 to 1371 code for a protein of 456 amino acids. The record is from RefSeq and is a predicted model, not a curated record. NCBI's taxonomy places the organism in Eukaryota, Metazoa, Mollusca, Gastropoda, Lottiidae. The transcript has 8 exons. Gene Ontology annotation, cellular component: lysosome. Gene Ontology annotation, molecular function: alpha-L-fucosidase activity. Gene Ontology annotation, biological process: fucose metabolic process; glycoside catabolic process.
AUGCAAUGGUGUACUUUGGUACUCGUGGUGGUAUUUCUUGUAAGUCAUGCAUCAUGUAUUCGCUAUGAGCCUAAUUGGUCUUCCAUUGACUCCAGACCUUUACCAGGAUGGUACGAUGAUGUUAAAUUAGGUAUAUUUAUCCAUUGGGGAGUGUUUUCUGUUCCAAGUUAUUCACCUAAACGAAUCUCUGAAUGGUUUUGGUGGUGGUGGAAAGGAGAGAAUUUACAGCCGUACAUAGAUUUUAUGGAUAAGAAUUACAAGCCUGGUUUUACAUACGCCGACUUCGCACCUCAGCUGACGGCAGAAUUUUUUGAUGCAAAUCAUUGGGCAGAAGUGUUCGAAGCAUCUGGAAGCGAGUAUGUAGUCUUCACUGCCAAACACCACGAGGGUUACACUAAUUGGCCAUCAAAAUAUUCUUUUAGUUGGAAUUCCAUGGCUGUAGGACCUCAUAGAGAUAUGGUUGGUGAACUGGCGGUGGCUAUAAAGAACACAUCAAUGCAUUUUGGACUGUAUCACUCAUUGUAUGAAUGGUUCAACCCACUAUAUUUACAAGACAAAGCCAAUAACUACACGACGACAGAGUUUGUUGAUAGAAAAACGUUACCUGAAUUGUAUGAAAUAGUCAAUAAAUAUCAGCCUGAAGUAAUAUGGUCUGAUGGGGAAUGGGAAGCUAAUAGUUCAUAUUGGAAAGCCACCGAGUUCUUAGCUUGGCUUUAUAAUGACAGUCCAGUAAAAGAUACAGUAGUAACUAAUGAUAGAUGGGGUAAAGACGCACGGUGUCAUCAUGGUGGAUAUUUAACAUGCGCAGAUAGAUAUCAACCAGGUACUCUUCAGAAAAAGAAAUGGGAGAAUGCUAUGACUAUUGAUAGUAAUUCAUGGGGAUUCAGAAGGAAUGCUAUUUUAUCUGAUUAUCUUUCAACUCAUACUUUGAUAGCAACGUUUGUUGAAACUGUCAGUUGUGGAGGGAAUAUGUUAAUGAAUGUUGGACCAACUAAAGAAGGUUUUAUUAAUCCGAUAUUUGAGGAAAGAUUACGAGAAUUUGGUGAAUGGAUGAAAGUUAACAGCGAUGCUAUCAAAGGUACCAGACCAUGGAAAGCACAAAAUGAUACCAUCAACUCUAACGUAUGGUAUACUAUGAAGGGUAAUAACGUGUAUGCUAUAGUUUUAGAGUGGCCACAAGGUGGUACAUUAAUCCUGGGUUCACCAAAUCCAUCUAUAAGUACCGCAAUUAAUUUAUUAGGUUAUCCUGAUAAAUUCCAAUAUUCUACAAGACCUACUGGUGGCAUUGCUGUAAAGAUCCCAAGAAUUCCUAAAAAUAAACUACCUGGUAAAUGGGCAUGGACAUUUGUAAUUACAGGUUUGAUAAAUUGA